GGUGUUUAUAAAAGUGUCAAAACAUGCAACAGAUUCAUGAUCCUUAGAAAUGUUUGCAUUAUUCCAUGGUAAAGCGUCCAAUAUCUGAUACGUUGAUUGAUUCCAUGACUACUAGCUAGUAUUGAUGACUGUUCUAUCCAGACUACGAUAGACUUUGAUUUAAUCGUCCAAUUGAACGGUGGUGGACGUGGGAUUUGUACCAUGGUACCAUGGUACGUGUAGUCAGCCCCAUGCAGACACUGAAACAACAGGAAGGUCCGAGCUGAGCAGCGGAGGAAGCCACAAAGCAGCGGACCAUGACAGCCAAACAAACUUCUUGCUAACAUUCCGCUGCAACAACAACCCAACAACAACAACCAACCCACAACCAAGUAGAGUCCAAUAUCGGAUAAAGUAGCAGUCGAGACUAGCUAGCUCUUCGUCUCAUUGUGAAUGCUCAUUCCAGAGCAGGAAGGCAAUUGAUUAGCAAAAGACCCACUACUACCAUUAUGCCGGAAAGAAGAAGUACUCGUCACCUUCCCCAACGAAGGCGAGGUAACGACUCCAGUGGCGCCUUUGACAAGUCGCCCGGAUCCACGUUGAUUCAAUUCUCGGUUGUAGAGAUACGAGAGUUUGAACGAGUAGUGGGAGAUAAUCCAUCAUGUAGUUCAGGCGUCCCUGUGUCCAUCGGAUGGAACCAUGGGAAAACAUUCAAAAUGGAUUUAGAAGACUUUGAAAAGGCGAGACCUCCGCGUCGCUCGCAGAUGGACUUGGUCUUGACGCGAGGAGAGCGGCACCGACUGUUGGUAGAAUGGGGUGCGUCUGGUCAGGACGUUAUUGAGGCCAUUCGUAUGAUCAUUCGAGUCAAGAACCAACGUCGUCAAACGGUGAACAAUCUCGGCAGCUACGACAAGGUCGAAGAAGUCUUUGAGAACAUUGGAAGACGCUUCACACGAUUUGUCUGCCGCACGUCUUCGACUUCGGUAGCGAUGAAACUCAAAGUAGAUUCCGAACGAGCUGCCGCGUCGCGGAAGAACGAAAAAGGUGGAAGUGAAGCCGCAUCCUACACAGCAAACGAGACAGCAACCGCUUCAUCCUUACCACAUGCUGCGAGGAGAGAAGCCAGCGCUGGUAGCAAUAGAGGAAGAAGGCACGACGAUGAGCCGCCCUUCUCGGAGGUGAGUGUCAUGAAGAAUGGAUCAGACGCUUCCACCCACUCCGAUCCGGGGUACCUGACAUCGGACUCAAUGAAAAAGGCACCGCCGGAAGCCUCUCUUGGCAGUCCACGGCCGCCAAGGCCCAAGCAUACCCCAAGGCACGAAGAACAAUACAAUCACCCGAAGCAUGAAAUGGACAACGACCUGGACAACAUGAGCAACCCUCAGUCGCAUGAUCAUCGAGGACACAUGGAGCUGCAAGCCGUCAAUGGAAGUGUGGACAUAUAAACAAAAAUCACCAAGCAAGCCGCAAGAGAUGCUUGAAGAUGCCACAAAUGCAUACUCGGACGGACCCCUUCACAACACAAUUUUGGUCAAUAGAUUUUAGAGGAGUACCAGUGCUUGCCUGGACUGGGCUGAAAGGAAUGCCGGUGAAAAGCAUGAUCCAUUGGGAUGAGACUUCAACGGUUGCAAGAAACGGCCUUGGCUGGAUCCUCAAAAGCUCUAGUCAUUUAAGUGCACUGGUUGCUCGCACCUUGCGAUUUUCCAAGUCACCGCGGGAUCGCCGAGAGAAUUGAUUGAACAAAAAGCAAAUGAUCAAUUGUGUUUCUCUCGCGGCCCGAUUGGUGAACAUCAUUAAAGAACGAAAUCGCGGGGACUGUCACUGUACUCUGUAAAUUAUAAAUUUGGAUUGCAUGGCU
Messenger RNA from Seminavis robusta, 1837 nucleotides. NCBI's taxonomy places the organism in Eukaryota, Bacillariophyta, Bacillariophyceae, Naviculales, Naviculaceae. The record is from the annotation of a GenBank genome assembly.